CCUCCAACUCUCACCUCUCCCAUUGACACACCAAUCCACUUCGCCUUAACAUGUCUGAUCAGGUGCAAGAACUCCUCAACGUCCCUCGGGAGUUUCUCCGGGAUGGCAUGCAGUUUGUCAACCGCAGCCAGAAGCCCGAUAAGCGCGAGUUCAUCAAGAUUAGCCAGGCGGUUGGUACUGGGUUCUUGAUUAUGGGGUUCAUUGGAUAUAUUGUGAAGCUGAUCCACAUCCCCGUCAACAACGUCCUCGUCGGUGGCGCGUAAACAAUUGAUCGAUAUCGGUGUCAAAGCAACGAAUGGGCCAUUGAUCAACUGCGAUGCAAGAAUAAACCGCGAUGCUGGCAUGCACGCGGUCACGCGUGUAACAUUAUACCGCCGUGGGAGCUGGAUCGGCUCUUGAGACCAGUGGUAACUGGCAUAUGUGCAUAAUUAGUCUGGGUAGGCGUUCGGUGUGUAUAGGAAUACCAUUGCUUGAUUCCAUGCUGCUUGUGAUGGUGCGUAGCAGUCAUUGAUUGAGCACAAACAUGAGAAUACCCGGCUAGCCUUGUCUGCAUUAUACCUGUGUUAGCAUCGAGCCAUGCCAACAUUCACGUAGUCUAUAUAUCAUCAAUUACGG
This is a messenger RNA of Aspergillus ibericus CBS 121593, 615 nucleotides long. RefSeq names its product translocon subunit SSS1. Gene Ontology annotation, cellular component: Ssh1 translocon complex; membrane. The transcript has 3 exons. Gene Ontology annotation, molecular function: transmembrane protein transporter activity. Gene Ontology annotation, biological process: protein targeting; post-translational protein targeting to membrane, translocation. The coding region runs from base 51 to 263 and encodes 70 amino acids. NCBI's taxonomy places the organism in Eukaryota, Fungi, Ascomycota, Eurotiomycetes, Eurotiales, Aspergillaceae. The record is from RefSeq and is a predicted model, not a curated record.